AUGACGUUCUUCAAGAGCACAACAAUAGCGAUAACUUUCUACCUGGUGUUCUACGCGGUGCUGGCGCUCAUGUUCGCUAUAUGUAUGGGCGGACUGUUUUACAUCCUCGAUUACAGGAAACCAACUUACAUACUUGACAGUUCUUUGAUUGGUGCGAAUCCUGGUGUGUCGUCUCGUCCCCAACCGCUAGAUGGCGUUGUCAAUUACAGCGUCGAUAAUAGUACCGCCUAUGAUACAUAUGCUCAAGAAAUACAGCAGUUUAUUGAUGCUUACGCUAAUGAGACGUGGUUCAAUUCAAGGAAUGAAUGUACGUCAGAGGACAACUUCGGCUACCCGGACAGCCCUUGCUUUUUUAUAAAAUUGAAUAAGAUCUAUGGCUGGAAGCCAGAAAUGUACGACAGCGAUUUUCCGAAGGACAUGUCAAGCGAUUUGAUCGAAUACAUCAACAGCUUGCAAGAUGUUGAGCGUCAACAAAUAUGGAUAUCAUGCUGGGAAGAGCAUUCCAACGCAACCACGAUCGAGUACCCGUGGGGCCGCGGUCUACCCGGGCGCUUCUACCCCUAUCUCAAUGAAAUGGGUUACAUCAGCCCGGUACUACCUAUCAGACUCACCCCGCCAACGAACACCCUAUCAAUAAUACGGUGCAGGGCGUGGGCGAAAAACAUUGUCUACAAUAAAAGCCUCAAAGAACCAUCCGGGUACGUCCGCAUCCAGCUGCAGAUCGAUGAUAACACAUCAGUCAAUGCCACAGAAGCAUCUUUGUGAUUUAGUACAAAUACACUUGUUAAAUAAUUGUAUAUACGAUAUUAGCUUAACUACAAGAAAUUGAAAUCAAAAUUAAGAAAUUACU
Molecule: messenger RNA, 850 nt
Organism: Melitaea cinxia (Glanville fritillary)
Lineage: Eukaryota; Metazoa; Arthropoda; Insecta; Lepidoptera; Nymphalidae
Product: sodium/potassium-transporting ATPase subunit beta-1-like
Exons: 7
Coding region: 1-765 (254 amino acids)
Biological process (GO): intracellular potassium ion homeostasis; sodium ion export across plasma membrane; potassium ion import across plasma membrane
Cellular component (GO): sodium:potassium-exchanging ATPase complex
Molecular function (GO): ATPase activator activity
Source: RefSeq, a predicted model, not a curated record